Molecule: messenger RNA, 3722 nt
Organism: Sander lucioperca (pikeperch)
Lineage: Eukaryota; Metazoa; Chordata; Actinopteri; Perciformes; Percidae
Product: armadillo-like helical domain-containing protein 4
Exons: 8
Coding region: 416-2278 (620 amino acids)
Source: RefSeq, a predicted model, not a curated record
AUAUUGGGGGUAAGGAGCUGUCCAUUCAGCACCACCAGGAGCCUCAUAUAACCCUUAUGGGAAAGACAAUAAACAAAUUAAAUGUAGAUUAUACAACAGGAAAUAGAUGCACUCGAUGGCAAUAGCGCGGUUAUCAUAAAGCAGAUGUCAACGCCGUCUGUUUGCACAAAUCCUGCAGAUUUGAAGCAUUUGGUGGCAGCACUUCUGAAGCAGCAGGCUCACAUACGUAGAGAAGACUGAGACUUUCAGUCAGUGACGCCGAGCUGCACAACAACAAGCCUCUCCUUCAGCCUGCUUUCCACACUUGACUAUCCUGAUUUUGUUUGUUUUUUUUGCACACUGCAAAGAGAACUCUGCAUCCCAGGUACAGCGAUCCGUCAUGAACUCUGGAAGCAGGCACUGAGACGAGACAGAGAUGCUGAUGUCUGGGAUGCUCCAUCGCCUCCUCCUGGCUGGGACCUGUCUCUGUGUCUAUGGAGCCCCUGUCCACCUCCCAAACUUCACCCCCACACAGGACAGCGACUGUGAUGGGCAGUGUGCCAGCUCAGUGACAACUGUUGGGUCAACGCACACUACAGAUGUAAAGUCUGAACCCUCAGAUACAGAACAUGUGACUGGCCUGCUAUUGAAUGCAGGUUCAGAAGGAGGGGCUGGCCCACUUGGACAUCCUGAGGGGAUAGCUCCAGUGACGCAGACCGAAAAUGGGGACAGUCUUGAUAGAAGAUCUGGGUCGAGUGAUGCUGGCGGAGAGGCAUGGAGCCAAAGGAGCGGGGUAAAGAAGGUCGGGAGCUUAUCAGAGAUGGGAGACGCUUCAGUGCUGUCUGUUGAUCCAGAAGAUAAGGAGGACAUACCUGUCAUCAAGCCUGCGUUAAGUCCCACACGUGGGAGAAAGCAGUUGGACACAGCCGUGAGUACCACAGGUUUUACUCCAGAUGGAUUUUUAGCCUCCUCAAGAGUGCCACCACAGCUGAGCAUCACCGCCAGGGAGGACAAAGACCAAGGUGAGGAAGACCGAGCAAACCUGCCUGGUUAUGGUGAUUCUCUCCAGGACAAAGAUCCAGAAACAAGCUUGCCAUCCUCUACAGAACCUCCAAAUACUGAAGAACGGAUCCAGAAACUGACCUCCCACAGUCCCACCCUUCCCUCGGUCUUUGUCUCCCCUCUGACCUCCACACAUUUGCCAAUUUGGGGCCAUGAUGGAGCUACAAUAUUCUCCCUCACAGACCCUUUGUUACCUGAAAUCGGACUAAACCUGAUGCCCAGAGAGGAUGGACCAGAAAGCCUGUGGACUGAGGCGGCGAGGCCCGGUGGUGUUACAGUGGACACUGUGGUCCCGCCAUCUCAGGAUGAAGCCACAGAGGGCACCAUGUCGUCUGAGGCUCUCCCUCUCAUCUUUGAGCCUUUCGAAGAUGUCACACCGGAGGGGGCAGCAGCAGAAGCAGUGGCAGAGGUCACGCUGGUGCCCGGCAGCGCUCAGCCUCCUGCUGCCAUGGUGACCCGAGAAAUGCCUCAGUCAGAAGUGGAUUUGGACCAGCUGGUCACGGUGGAGACAGACAGCGACGGCCCCUCGCAUGCCCCACCCCUGCUGAUGCCAGACUGGACGCUACCUUGGCAGACGUCUGGCGGGGAGCUCCUGGAGCCAAUCAGCUCCUUAGGUCCAUCGGUUUCACAGCAGCAGGCGGCAACUGAGCCGGAGGAUCACUCUGAGAGAGGUGCUGCUAAGACGCCAAACCGUGAAGAGAACUUGCCCACCAUUGGCCCCUCCUUCUCAUCCUUCCAGCAUUCUAUGACAACGGUAACCAUGGCAACCCAUCACCCGGCGCACAGAUCCAGAUCAGGGUUGGAGGAGAUGGAGUCUGAGGAGGAGCCAGAUGAAGAUGAGGAGGAUGAGAACUCGGAGGAAUCGGUGGAGGAUGAGAGCGAGGAGGACCUGACAGAAACACCUAAAACAUUCUCAACGCAGCCUCCGUACAGCCCCAUCCCUCCACCUCCUGUCUGGGUUCAACGCAACCAGGGGCUGAUGCGGAGCUGGGUGGAGCUGAUCAGAGAAAAGGCAGGUUAUGUGUCUGGGAUGUUGGCCCCUGUGGGCAUUGGCAUCACUGGGGCCCUGCUGAUCGUUGGCGCCCUCUACAGCAUCAGGAUGAUUCACCGCAAGAGGAGGAACAGCUUCAAACACCAGAGGAGGAAGGUCAGGCAGCCAGAGCAACCUCGAGAGCCCGGGACCAGCCGUCAGGACCAGGCCAUGCUGUUGGCUGACAGCUCCGAGGAUGAGUUCUGAUAGACCCUUUUGGGCUCCUUUUGUCAGUGACCAACGGCUGAUGCUGCUGUAAAGGAGGGUCGGAAAACACUCCCAUCGCUAUGACUACCACAUCUCCAAUCACCCUGGGCUGUUUGGCUAUGACUCAUCUGAUCCACAGAGUGCGACUGAAAAUAGGGCACAAUUUGCACAGGCUGCACAAAGGUCAGCUUUGUAUCUAAAAGUACCAAUGGGAGCACUUUUCUGAAUGUCGUCAGGUGACUAAUGGCUUGGCAGGGCUGGCGUGAUAAACUUUGACAUAAAAAUUUAUAUUAAUGCUUGUAAAAAAAAUAAAUAAAUAAAAAAGCAUUAGCAGGGUAUUGGCAGGAUGAGAGUGUUGCUGGUAAACUGUUGGAGUUGAGGGGGAAAAUGUGGACCAGCGGGUGUUAAUAAUAAAAAAAAGGGCUGUAGAAGAGUUACAUCAAUGUAAAUAUACAGUAUGUACUGUAUAUGUAGCUGGCUUGGGGUCAGUCAUUUCAUUUUAAUGUAUAUAAAGUUGUAUUUCUUGCUAUACAUUUAGGAUAUUUAAAGGAAUUGUUCAACAUUUUGGGAAAUACGCUUAUUCGCUUUCUUUCUCUACAAGAAAUUGGAAAAGCGUGUUUCCCAAAAAUGCUGAACCAUUUCCUUAAAGCAAGAUUUCCUCCCAUUUCAGAAACCUUCACAUACAAAUCAUUUCAACUAAUGCUUCGUUUAAAUGUGAAUUUUGUGGAAAUGUAAAUGUUUUAUUCAAAGGCAUUUGUUCAUAAAAGUUACUGUGAGACGCACAUACAAAAUACCAUAAUCCUACAAAAGUAUGUAGCAUAAAACAGAUUUUGAUGUACAAUAUAACUCUUAAUACGAAUUCAUUCUUUUGCCACUUUAAGUGCAUGACUACUAAGUCUAUUCCCACUACUAAGACUAUACACAGGCCCGCUGCAGAGACUUCUUUCGGAUGAAUGCAGGGUUUAUGUUGGCUGAAAAAGCACAAACAUUGAAAACAAGUUCAUAUUUUCACAAGUUCAAAUUUCUCAUUUUUACACAACAGUGUCUUUUGUGUUAAUCUGGUUCAAACAAGGGCAGAUAAAGCAACCGUUUUGGCCAACACGUCCGGCCCAGCGUCACAUUGCUGAGAUGUAAUAUGUAGUCCAAUCAAGUCCUUACGUUUUGAGGAAAAGUCAUUUCAUAAAAUCGGCUGUAGUUGAGACAAAUAAGAUGCAAGAAAUAUUUGAACACUACUCAUUUGAGCCAUGUCUGUAACACCACGCAAAGUAUUGUCUUUUGUUUAAAGAAAAUAUAUUUUCUGUAAGUUCAUCGCCAUCUGAUAAAGAAAUGUACUGCCUGUUUGUAUGCAAUAAUACUGUUUUAUGGUUAAGUGUAAUGUAAAAAUAGGACACUUUUGUCUCUUUAUGUAGAUAUGAAACAUGUGAUCUAAUAAACAAUUCUUUAA